Messenger RNA from Cuscuta epithymum, 1550 nucleotides. The record is from the annotation of a GenBank genome assembly. NCBI's taxonomy places the organism in Eukaryota, Viridiplantae, Streptophyta, Magnoliopsida, Solanales, Convolvulaceae.
GCAAACCAUCGUUUCUGGCGACCAGCAGGGGAACGACUCUGGAUUACCUCCUCUACUCAAACACGAUGCAAGGCAGAUUGUGGGCUGUGGAGAAACGAGGCUCAAGACCAGAGACUCAACUGGAACAUUGGAGAUGAUAGAGGACUUUGGUAGUCGUCCAAAGCUACUGGCAUGAGCAGUGGAAGGUGGUCAGGGUUGUCCAUUGUUGCUGGGAGGAACAAAGAUGUAGGUAAAUCGGAGGGAGAUUUCACCAAACUGCAGAAAUGGUCUAAUUUGCAGAAAGAUUUUUUCUAUUCUGCUCAGGGAACUCGGGUGCAAGGAACAAGUAAGAGUAGAAUUGUUAAAAUCGAAAGUAAAGCCUUUUGUUUUGAAUUCAUACCCACUGGUCUGCAUAUUAUUCAAAACAAAAACAAUCACAGUCUAUCUAUUUCUCUUGAUGUUAAUGGUGUUAAUUGGCUUUGCUCUUCAUUUGAUAAAAUCCAAUCUGGACGGUCUCAUACGAAACAAAGAUACGAGGAGUCUUGAAAACUCCAACUUUCCUUGGAAGAUAUCAGUAUGGGGGUUUUAUCCGCUUGGUUGAUUCGGGACCAAUGGGAAGAACAACAACCAUUAUUCCAGAAGGUUGGAACGGUUCAGGUUUUAGACGCUUUUACCUUGCUUUAUUAGACCAGCAUAUCUUGAUGAAUGAUUUCACGAAAGAAGAUCAUGAUUUGGAUUUGGAGGAACUCGGUCCUUUUGUUGUGUGUGUUAAUUACAUGGUGUCUUUUCUGGUGCCCUUUGAAUCUAUUUCUUCACUACUUUUCAAUGAGGACUUACAUAAUUUUGGUUACUUAUCUAAUACAGAUAUUAGAUUCAUCUCUUUAUUGACUGUGGCUGAUCCGGGGAACUUUUUGAUGGAAACGAUUGAGAAACAAUGUAACCAUGAGGUUGGUUUUCAGGAUUUUUCACAAGGAUGCAUUACCGUUGGAACCGAGGUUACGGCAAUCGAAGAGGCCCUCUCACCUCCAAUCGCCACGUUGUUCAGUUAUGAAUAUGUUUUCGGCUUUUGGUAGAUGUCCUCUUCUGCUGCUCAACACUUUUCUUCUGGUAAACCUUGGGCCCAAAACGCCAUUAUCAUUUGUUUUUCGCUUUCUCUGUUCACCUUUGUUUGAAAAGCAUUGGGCUGAAUACUACCUGGGAAACAAUAGUCCAUACUUAUAUAAAGUUUUGAUGCCUACAGUAAUAGAAAAAUUGAGAAUCUCACUUUUACAUUGUAAUCCAUGUGAUCCCUUUUCUUUGAUUUGUUAUUAGUAAUCCAUGGUAUAGAAUAUGUAUGUAUGUGAGAAUACAAUUAGAGCUCAUUAACAACGGGAUGUUUGAUUUAUCAGGAGUUUCAAAUUUGCAUCUCUCUUCAUCUACAUAGCCGCUUCAACUUUGCAGUAACUGUCCAUUCUUCUCUUUGCACACUCCUCAGGAGACAAAAGUCAUGUGCUACAUACAUGGAGCACAAAACAAUGGUCUCGUAUAUGAAUCCUUUAGAGUUAAAACAUAGCAUUGGAUCAAUUUAGCAC